UUUAAAUAUUUUCUUUCACCACUUCUGCAUGAAAUAAUUUGUUUGUCUCUGUUCUUAAUAAUGUUCUGUAUCAGGAGCCCUCCAGCCAAUCAUUUGACUGCGCGAGUUCGUUUCCAUAGUAGCAGGGAUGUUUACGUCCAGGCUACAGGAAGCGCCUUUAGGUGGUGCGAUCUGUGGGAAAUGUGCUUUUUUUCCUAAAAUUAUUAUGUAGGCAUGUAGAAAUGUAUAGCAUUUUAAAUCUUCAUAAUGUUUACGUUUACUACCACCAGAAAUGUAUAACGUUGCAGUGCUGACGUUUAUUAAUCAGCUACAUUUCCUCUAGUAUUUACACACUGCACACCGGUGAUGAUUUUUUGCGCUUAAUCAUUCUGGAAACAGAGACGUCAUGGACGAUUUCCAACAUCAACAAUCUGUGUGGAAUUUAGUGAAGGAAAAUGUUCCCUAUUCUGAGCUUUCUGAGAUCCGAGGAGCGAUUGGAGAUACACUGAUUGAUAUGUAUACCGAGUUAUGUUCAGAGGUGCAGAUGUGGAAGAAGAUUUGGCAGGAGAUCCAUGACUCAGAGCAGGGCAGCAGGCCAGAAACCCCAGUUUUGCCUCUGGCUGACCCCCCGGCUAUUAAAGAGUUGCUAAAAGCUGAGAUUCAAUUGCUGCUGCUUACACUGAGGGAGAGAGCGGCCAGGCAUGGCAGGGAUGCAGAAGAGUUCAUGGCCCAGUACAAUCCCAGUGUUGUAAGUUAUGCGCUGGGCAGUAGUAGCACACAGAGACAGGAGAGUCCAAAAAGCUGUUGGGAAACUGCAAAAUCACCUUCUCGACCCCCAUCCAGCCUGAGUGAGAUUGGGAGCAGGCCAUUAUCCAGACUCUCAUCUUACUCCAGCUGCGAGGAAGAGAUCAAAACUUUAAGACACAAGUUAAACAUCACCCACAUAGAUGAAGUUGUAUCCCAUCUAAGGUCAGUCCUGACUGAAGAAUGUGAAGCCUUGAAGAGAGAUGUGAUAGUCCUUCAGGAGAAAAUAGAGACAGAAAGAAGACCUGUAUCUCCUGAUCCCACUGUAGCAGAACUCAAAGAGGAACGGAGGAUCAUUCAAAGAGAUCUGAAGGUUCAGAUUUUGAUGAGCAGCUCCCAAACCCCAAACAACCUGACUAUAAGAAACCCACAAAUACACCACAGGGAAUCACAUAAACUUGCAUCAUCCGCAAAUGAUUUGGAAAGGAUACAACAAUCAAAACAUAAAACAGUUCCCCUUACACUAAAGCCCUGUCCACCCAGAGAUGCAGACCACCUCAGAAGAGCCGUGUCACCUAAAGAGAGAGAUAGACUCUCACCGCACAGAACCCUAGACCCACAUCUAGAUCACCACCCAUCCGGUCCUAACAACACAGAGACCAUAAAUUCUUCCCUGAACAACCACAUAACCCUAAUAAAUGACAAUAGCUCAAAUGUUGAAUUAAACUCCUUCCUUAGUUCCACUUUGGAAUGUGAUGAUCGAUACAGGAGGAAUUCAACAAGGGCUUCAGCAUUCAGACUAAUUCCAGCAGCCUCAGUUGGGACGUCUGGAUCCACCCAAGCCCUCAUAAAGCUGCCCGCGAGUAAAGAUGGCGAACUUGGCCACCUUCAGCCCGCUCCUCCCGCAGUACAGAGAACUUCCAGAGGGGGACAGAGAGGCCGCAGGUACCUUUUUGUUCCUCAACAUGAUCAGUUCUCUAUGAGAUUGACAACAGCUCUUUCUGACGUGGAGACGUAAAUGCUAAAUUUCACAAAACAAACUCGUACACCCAAACCUGAUUUUUAAAAUAAACUUUAUUUACCAUUUCAAAUGGAACAGUUUAAGAUACAACUGACAAGACUAAGACAAUUUCAAUGGAGUUUGGCCCUACAUUUGAAAAGACAUGGUUAGAUAUGUUUGAUAAAAGCACUGAGCUCAUUCCAUUGUGCUUGUUACACUUCUACAACGUCACUUUUAUAUUGCCAUGAGCACAGUAGUACACAUACACUAUUGUAAAGACAUCACUUUGUUUAGGACACAGGACAUGGGACAAAAAGGUUGCAUUUUUUUGCAAGUUAAAAAUGUUGCUUAAAGUCGCCAUGAAAUUGAAAUUAUUUUUUUUAUGAAAUACUCUGUGCACUUCAUUAUUAUUAUUUUUAUUCAUGUGCCCUCAUAAUCUUUAAUCAAAAAUGUUAACCUCCCCUCAUCGUGAUACAGAAAAAAAGACAAUUGCUACUUUUGUUUCAUGGCGACUUUAAUGCACACAUUUGAUAGUUUGUGCUGUACAUGAAAACUUGGUAACAACAAAGCAUUCACAGUUUUAUCUGGGUCAUGCUGUUAUUUUAUAAAUGAUUUUAUGCAACCACAUGUGUGCUCAAUGGAUAUUUUCAUUUGGGACAUAGAGGUAUUUAUUUGUGUGCUUUAGCUUUAUCAAAUUGCAGUGUUUUGCUUAUUUACUUACAAUGAACAACCCUUUUAAUUUCAUUUAAGGAGUUCAUGUCAUCACAAAUUGUAAAAUUAAACCUACAAAGAGAAUGAGAGCCAAGAGAAGUCGUCUUUUGGUCUUACAAACUUUCCUUCCCAUAGCUAGUCAAAAUCUGAUCUAUUGUCAUUGACUACAUAUGUUAAUUCUUUGUUAAUAUACCUAAAUAAAAGUUUCUACAUAUUACCAGUGUUUAAAAUUUAAGAUGCGCAUUUGAGAAAGAUUGGCACAGUUGUAUUAUUAUAGUUUUUUUCUCCAAAAAAAUCAAA
Molecule: messenger RNA, 2734 nt
Organism: Misgurnus anguillicaudatus (oriental weatherfish)
Lineage: Eukaryota; Metazoa; Chordata; Actinopteri; Cypriniformes; Cobitidae
Gene: ccdc24
Product: coiled-coil domain containing 24
Source: RefSeq, a predicted model, not a curated record